AACUCAUGUCAUUCUUACGACAGAUUUCGAGGUGGAAAAAUCUUCAAAUUUAAGACCAAUCUUUCGUAAAGUACAAGUGUGUAUUAUCAAUUCCUUAAGUUAAAAAAUGGCAGUGUACAGUAGUGUUUUAACAGAGAUCCUAAAGUCAAUGGAAUCCGGUGAAUUGAAUGUUAACUCAAUAUUUUCUUGGGAACAGUACAAAGAAAUAAGUGUCCUUCAGUUCGCAAUCUUGAACUCAUGUGACGAGCUCAUCGACUUUUUAUUGGAAAAUUACGUUGAUUUGAACAUCAGCACUAAAUUUUUGGGGACGGCGCUCCACUUAGCGAUCAAGAUAAAGAAGCUUGACAUCGUGAAGAAGUUGGUAUCUUCCGGAGCUGACAUCAAUAUAAUGUCAAGCCUUGACGAAAAUCUGCCACCACUUCACCGAGCCAUUGAAAGUGGUGCCUAUGAAAUCGUCGAAUUUCUAGUGAAUUCAGGAGCUGACAUAAACUUGGUAGCUUAUAACACAUUAACCUUGGGGUUCUACAGCUGGCAGAUUUCUUCUUUAAACCUGGCAAUUUUUUUAACGAAUAUUCCUGUGAUUGAAUUGCUAUUGAAGCACAACGCCAUCAUCGAUCAAGGAUCCAACCAAAUACCCUCUACUCUACACUUGGCUCUAUUAGGGUUCAAAAAUCUUGAGAUUCUCCAAAUUCUGGACAAGUUUGGAGCGAAAUUCGAGAUAAUCAAGGACGGGGAAUUCACUGUGGAGUUCAGGGCAGCUAUCGAGCAAGAUAGCGUAGAAAUUUUCAAGCUUUUUGCUAAAAAAUGUGACAAUUUUUGGGACAUUUAUAAUUUGCGCCAUGAAACUAUAGCUUAUCACGUUAUUGUGUUUGGCAGUAAAAAUAUUUUACGAUAUUUACUGGACUCUGGGGUAAAUGUUGACGUGGUUGACAGGAAUGAUUUCAGUUUGCUUGAUGUCGCCGUAGAAAUGUAUUUUCUCAAGACUCAUAAUUAUGGAAUAGAAGAUGAUAUGUCUUUGGAAAUAAUAAAAAUAAUCGAGAAUCACAUUAUUAUGUUAUCCGCAGCCGGUUUAUAUUUUAACAAAAAGAAUUCAAAAGUUGUGAAUAGUGAAGAUUUGAAACCGUUCCGUGAGAAAUGUGAGAAGGAAAUAAAUGGAUUGAAAUCCAGAAAAAUAAGCGACACAAAUUUUAAUUAUUUCGAUGUAAUAGUUAAAAAUUUACAUAGAUUAGCUGUGGGGUUAAAGCAUUCAGACUUUUGUUUUGUCGAAGACAAAAUAUUAGCUGAAUUUCCUGUGUAUGGCAGCCUUAUGAUUGAAAAAUUGAGAAGAGCAAUUGAAAGAAAAGAGCUGCUGAAAAAUGCAGCAGAGUUGUACGAUAUUUUUUAUAUGGUUUUACCAGAUUUAGUUAUAAGAAAUAUAUGUAAUUAUUUGAAUAACGAAGAUUUAAAACUUCUGAGUCAAUAA
Cotesia glomerata is the source of this 1462-nucleotide messenger RNA. RefSeq names its product putative ankyrin repeat protein RF_0381. The record is from RefSeq and is a predicted model, not a curated record. Gene Ontology annotation, molecular function: protein binding. The coding region runs from base 107 to 1462 and encodes 451 amino acids. The transcript has a single exon. NCBI's taxonomy places the organism in Eukaryota, Metazoa, Arthropoda, Insecta, Hymenoptera, Braconidae.